Molecule: messenger RNA, 5486 nt
Organism: Drosophila navojoa
Lineage: Eukaryota; Metazoa; Arthropoda; Insecta; Diptera; Drosophilidae
Gene: THADA
Product: Thyroid adenoma-associated protein homolog
Biological process (GO): tRNA methylation
Cellular component (GO): cytosol
Source: RefSeq, a predicted model, not a curated record
AAGCAAGUCGGCAGGCGACAGUAGGUGCUUGAUUCUCGUGCCGGCAGUUGUAAAUAGUUCAGUUUUUAAUAAUGAACGACGUUAGCCUGCGCGUAUCAGCUUUAAAGCUGUGCGCGCAUCCAAAGCGAUUUAGCGAGAUGCGCAAUGCACUGGUCCCACUGCCGUCGAAGUGGCGAAACUCACCAAUCGACUAUGUGGUGGAAUUUGCUCAGGCCAACAAUUGUGCCAAACAACUGUCCGUAGUGAAGGAUGCCUUCGAGAAUCCGCGCUCACUUCCCUUUCUGGCCGAUAUCCUUUUUUUAUGCCCUCUGAAGCACCCCGUGCGCGGCGUUCUGACCAGACUGUUCUCAGGUGCCGAGAGCAGCAAACGCUCCCCAAUCACUCACAGCAAGGAGAGCAUACUGAACGCCCUACGUUGUGCUCUACGCCAUGUGUCCGUCAACAUCAACAAUAGCUGCGCCUGCCCCGACGAGAUAAACGACCUCUUUGUCUCGGUCAGUGGCUGCCUGCAGAACUUUCCGUUCGGACGCGAUGCGCUGGCCCUGGAAAUUUACUGCUUAAUACCAUUGGUGCCCAAGGCUAUGGCCAUCUUCUGGGGCUUAUUAAGUGGCACAGACACAGAGAUCUCGCCGACGCGUCGCAACGAGUGUUACUUAUAUCUGCAGAAUCUGUUGCGCUUCCACGUCAACUACAUGACUGAGUUUAGGUCAGAGCUAGUGCCUGAUCGUUGUACGCCAUUGAAGUCCAUUGACGCGAUUGCCGAGCAGGCAUCCCGCCAUGUGGAUACGCCGUGGGAUGUGCGCGCCGUUGCCGGCCUCGCAAUUGGCCAUAAUGCGCGUCUGUUUGAUGAUUUUGGCAAUUAUCUGCUCAAGUGUCAAUCUCUGAAAGAUUUCAACGAUUUACCCAUGAAGGCCGCAGCGCUGCUGAUGCUGCAGAAGAGCGACUACGACGUCUAUGCUGCCCAAGCACUGGACAUACUGAGGUGCAUUUUGGAGCAUGUCGAGAGCGCCAGCAACGUUAGCAACUUCUUGGUCUAUCUGUCCAAGCAUCUGAAUACCUAUUCGAAAUCGUUGGGCGGCAUUAAGUUAACCGAUCGACCUCAGAUCAUAUAUAGCCUGAUAUUGGCCCUGCUCAUGCGCUUCUCCUUGGAGCACAUCACGAGCAACAUCGAAACGAUACGACACAUGUGCGCCAGCUUAUUGCAUCAGGUGCUUGAGCACUGCAAGGCCGCCGGCCAGACAAAAGUCAUGUCACAGGUCUAUAUACAGUACGAGCGUCAGCGCAUGCCGCUCCCAUCCGUCUGCCUGAUGCUGCAGCAAGUGGUCGAGGUGAUGGGCGUCAAGGCGGUGAUGACGAAUUGUCCGGGCAUCUUUGAAAAAUUGUUUAUUCCCCAUCUGGGGCGGGAGGAUAGCGUCAAUUCGCUGUUCAAAAGCAUGAUGACCGUUGCCCACCAGGAGGAGGCAUCCAAGGACUGGAGGCGCCUGUGGUGUUCACUGCUUUAUAGGUCCGCUGUACCCCGCGACGAACGCUUGAUCUGCAUUGAGCGCCUGAUCAAGGCCGCCGUUAACCUCGAUGAUGAAGUGCUGCCCGAAUUGAUGAUACAGCGCAAUUUGCCAUUCAGCACCAAACUGGCAGCCAUGCUGACGGCACGUUGUCAUGGCCAGCAGCGUGCGGUCAAGACGCUGUUCGUCGAUCAUCUGGGUGAGAUCAGCUCAGCGCUGAUUGGCGUCGAUGACAAUUCCCGGCUGUUGGCCCUCUCCUUUGUGGUCGAUACGCCACGCCUCAGCGAGCGGUAUACGCAAUUCGAGCUGGACUCCAUCAUUACCUAUAUUGAGUUCAAUGCCAACAAUCCCAAUGCCCAUGUGCGCCAAAUUGGCCACGGCCUCUUGCAGAAGGCGGUGAAGCGACUGGAAUAUAAUCUGGCCCAGCAGCUGAAGAACAGCCCACAGGCCGUAAAUGAAGAUAAUAUACUGAUCAUUUUUGUGAACAAGCUGCUCGACAUGCUGGCCAUGAAUCUGUUUCCCACCGCCAACUACGGCCGGCGCUGGCUAUCGUUGCGCCUCCUGAAUGAUUGCAUCCAAAUGAUGGAACGUCUCAAUUUGGCCUGGCGACAGCGCAUGCCGCCACAGUUGUGGCCCUAUUUGGAUUACUGUCUGCGCGACAGCUAUGAGCACAAUAAGGUGCAGGCCGCCCAGCUGUUGGCCAAAUUCCAGGCCUGCUGUCCAUAUGACCCAAUGGAAAUCUUGGAGCAGCUAAAGUCGGUGCGUGUGACAGACUCCUCCAUGGCCGUCUAUCGCCUGCAGGUGUACUGCAAGGCAGCCGAGGUGGCACUGAUACCGCCCCUUAGUCAAAAGGCUGCGAUUCCCAAGCAUCAUGCACGCGACUAUGUUGUCCUACAGAUGUGCCUGAAACAUUUGCGGAAGGGCGCUGGCCUGGCCGCUAUCGACUUGACGGAGGCGGCCAAAACGAAUCCGUUGUAUGGCCUGCUCUUCGCCAGCCGGCACUUGCUGCUCCAACUCGAGCUGAAGCCCCUGGCCGAGGAUGCGCUCUGGAUUGAUUAUAUUGAGGAUCUGCUGAACAUCUGUGUCACAAUCACUGACAUCAUGCUGCCCAUUGUGGGCAGCGAUUCGCCGGAGGGCAUGUUGCCGGGACAACAGAAGCCACCGGCCGAACCCACAGAGGAUGCCGAUAGGCAGGCCGAAUUGGAUACGCUGUCUCUGGUGCCGCAGAUGGUGUUGCUGAGCGCCUGGCGCAGCAUCAAGGAGAUUGCCCUGAUCAUGGGCGAUUUGGUGCAGCGUGCCCCGCUCGAGCAGGAGCGUCAACAUCACUAUUUGCUCAGCCAAAUGCAGGUGGCGUUGAUUGGUGAUCAGUUUAUAUUGCUGCUGGCGGACGUCAAGCAUCGCGGCGCCUUCGAGCAGGCAUAUGUGGGCUUCACCUGGCUCUGCCGUCGCUUCUGGCACAGCGAUGAGCCGGCCCUCAGUCAGCUGCCGCCCAAGUGGCUGGACGAGGCAAUGCGCCUGGUCAGUGGCCUGGGCGACAGGGAGCUGUGCUCCACACGCCGCAGCGCCGGCAUGCCCUAUAUGCUGCAGGCGCUGAUCUGUACCGAACUGAAGCUGGGCACCCACAACACCUUCAAGCGUAGCAUGUCCCUGCUGAUGGAAGUGUGCGAGCGUCAAGAGCCGGGCGCUGAUGCGGCCAUUGCACGCAGUCAUGCCAUGAAUAUAAUGCGUGCGCUCUUCCGCUGCAGCGAGCUGGCCGAUGUGGUAGGCGAUUUUGUGGGGCGUGGCAUUCAGUGCGCCCUCGAGAGCAUAAUGGCCGCCGAGUGGAAUGAGCGCAAUAGUGCCACACUGAUGCUCUCUGCGCUGAUGGUGCGCGUCUUUGGUGUGGAGCGCGCCCGCUCCGAUAGCGGUGAGCUGCACGUGCGCAAUCGCAUGACCGGACGGAUCUUCUUUACACGCUAUCCCAAGCUCUUUGACUACUUCUAUGAGAACCUGAGCAAGGCAGCCGAACGGUGUCGCGCCUCGCCAAAGGGUGGCCAGACGGUGCAGCUGGAGGCCAUGCUGCAGUUGCUCUACCGCCUCUAUCCAUCCUCCAUGGAGGGAUCCGAAACUAGUCUGAAUCUCAGCGCCUUUGUGCCCUUCCUGGAGGCAAUCACGUGCGUGAACGAUAGCACCACACGAUAUCGCAGCUGCGAGGUCUUAGCCAACUUUGGGAAUGCCACCUUGGCCAUUGAGCACAUUCGCCGCAUUACAACGAUGUUCACUGUGAUCAACUUUAAGCACAAGAGAGGCGAACCCUUUCCCAAAAAUAUUAAUCUAUUGCACGGCAAGGUGUUGCAGCUGAAGGAGCUGUACCGCGUUGCUCGCUGGCAGGAUGUGCGGCUGAUCAGCGCUAUGAUGUAUAUGAUGUCUGUGAUCGCUGUGAAGAUGAUACAUCACGAUAUGUUCAUCUUUCGCACCAUUGUGAUGGUGUUGACGGACGCGCUGCUGGAUCUGCAGGACUGCAGACAUAUUGGGGCGCCGGUGCUCAAUGCUUUGAUCGCCAUCUAUGACCUGGACCAUAUGUUGAUCUAUCGUCGGUGCAAGGAAUAUACCGUGUCGCCGAAAUUCUUUGCGAUAUUCGCACUGCAUUUGCACCGGCUGACCCUGAAGCCGGAUGGCCUCCUGGAUCACAUGUUUAAGAUGCUGGUGCAACCGGAUAAUCUGCCAUCGAAGCUGCAGCAGGUGAAGAUCGAUUUGUGGCUGUAUACGCUCAUCGAUCAAGUCGCCUCCGGCGGCAGCAAAGCACGUGGCCUCAUCGAACCCUACGAGCUGAAGUACUUCGAUUUCGAUCCCGAUGUGGUGGCCUAUUACAAGACGCUGUCGCUCAGCCAGCGCACCAAUCUGGCUAACCAAUUGCGUGGAUCAAAGCAGGUGAAGCUGCAUGCGACGAAAAUGGCCGGAAUAAUUGAUUGCUCGCCACAGUGGGCGCCGGGCCUGUCGUGCCGUGUGUUCACCGUCCUGGCCCUGCUGAAUGACGUCGAUAUGUCGAUGAUGCAGCUGCUCGAUCGCGGCGGCUACGAUGUGGAGCCAGGCGUUACCAUUUGCCUAACGCGCCUCAUCAUGGACAACGGCAUGCUGAGCAACUAUCAGUAUUACUGGGACGAACUGAUCCGCUACGCUGUGGUUAACUCGACGCCCAAGAGGCCGGUUUAUAUGCGUUACAGAUCCGCCCAGCUGCUGGACCGAUUGACCGUGCACGUUCAGCAAAUCAUCCACUCGGAUAACGUGGUCAUCAUUGGCAACUAUAUACGUCUGGUGCUGCAGCUGCUCGUCGAUGAGUCGGAGAUGGUGCGCAAUUACACAGCGGAAUUGGCGUCCAGCUGCAUGGGCCUCUAUUUGUCUGGCGAGUGGACGCUGGAGAGUGUCUUAGAUGUGACUAUGCUGCCCGUUGAGGCGGAGAAGUUCUUUUUGGAGCACAUGUUCGAGGCCCUUCAGCGCUACAAGACGGAUGGCAAAUUCCUGAUCACCUGUUUCAAUUUGAUUGUGGAACCAUUCGUCAGUUUCGAGCUGUUGAGCCAUCGCAUCCUCGAUGAGGCGCCAUCCAAGAGUUUUAGUAUCGAUGACGAACCCGAGAGCGAAAUCUUCGAUAAGCAGGAGGUCAAUCAGUACUGUGAGGGAUUGCGUAUUGCUUCGGUAGUGGCGAAGAGUUUCAAGGUCGCAUUUGCAAAUAAUGAGGAGCUGAUGACCGCUCUCGAUGCCGUGGAGAGAAUGUGCUCAUAUAAAGGAUUUACCGAGGAACCAAUUCCUCCAAGAAUCAUCUCCUAAAACAAACACACAAACAGCACACACAAACAUCACACACAAACACACUAAGGCCACACCAUUAGUACAAAACCUAAACAUGAACGAAGGAAGGAAAGAAAGAGAGAAUGAAUGAAACUACAAGCUGCAUUUAAAUCCAAUUGGAUUUUUUAUAAAACACACGCAUUUAUCAUGCACAUAAUA